AUGGCGAAAUAUCUCAAAAAUAACAGUAGUAAUCGCAACCAAUUCCAGCAGUUCAUCAACAAGGCCUCCCAGACUAGUGUCCUUGCAAGCUGUUACAGUGUGACUGAGUCGACCUCAGCUGUCAAGGGCUUCCAUUACUGCACUACGACGGGCACCGGUAUGGCUUCCUUCUUCUCCCUCUCCCUAUCUCUUUCUCUCUUCGCUAUUGCUACCUCAUCUAAAUUUCAACUGCAUGCUGACAUCUACCUUAAUUUUGCCGGAUCGAAGCCCCCUUUAAUAAGUCCUCCUUUCGAUACCUCCAUCCGCUCGGGGAUGGAGAGCACAUGGCCAGGAAUUAGUCUGCCAGAAUACAGAAGGGAGGCAGCGCAUACCAUCUCGGGAGAGUGUGAGAGGCUCUUCUGCGACGCACUGUCUGCGAUGCUCCAUGGUGAGAGGAGACUCGCGCGACGGGAGUUGCUUGAGGUGGAUGCGUGUCAAGCUAACCAGCAGGGCCAUACUGGACAAGAACAUGAGCGUGUCCAAUCGUGGGUGGAGAUGUGGGAUUAUACAAGCGAUGCUAUUUAUCGAGGCUUUGUGACAGAGACGAGCGGCGAGCGAACAUUGUUCGUCUUCUUCGAAGAUAAUGCAUUGGGGCAUGGUCUCAAAAGCGGACUAAUCGCACUUUUCGAGCUUGCUGGCAUGUCUGCUUUUUGCUGUUCUCAGAUCGUUGCUUGCAUCCAGCGUUCGCAAGAUACAGCUGAGCUUGAAGUCGAAAUACAAGGGGCUUCACCAGGGCAGACCACCCAACCAGCAAAUAUGCCAAACGCACAUCAUUUCAAUCUUCCCCUGAUUCCGAAAUUCCUGCUUCCGCCCACAGUGUUCCGCUCACGACAGAGUGCGGGGUGUGAUCCUUCUCAGCCUAACGAUCAUGGCAUUUCGAAAAGUGAAAAGUAUCUAGGCGGUCAUGUAUCAUAUCUUCAUUGCUCCCGCUGUGCAGCAGACAUUUGCUUGGCUUCUCAGGUCGUCAGCAAAGGUUUCAAUGGUCAGCAUGGCCGUGCCUACCUUGUCUCCCCGGAGCCCGUUGCCAGUGCAGUUUCCAUGAGCGCAUCAUCCUCACCAACCAUCUCGCUACCGAAUACCAUCCUCCAAAAGCCUGUGUGGCGCCAGCUUGUUACAGGAGGACAUACUGUCAGCGAUAUGAGCUGUGCUUCCUGCGGAAGUGUGCUUGGUUGGAAGUAUGUUGCUGCCGAUGAGGAAUCGCAGCGAUACAAAGUCGGCAAAUUCAUUUUGGAAACCAAAAAGGUCACGGCAUCAUCUUGCUGGGAAUCCCCCCCAAGAAACAUCGGUUCUGCCGCACCAUUUGGCACUGUUAAUUCCCGGAAUUCAGGUACCAAACUUGAUGAAGAUAUAAGUUUUGACAGUCAAGAUGAGGAUGAGUGCGAGGACUUAUUUGCCGGAAUCUGGAAUCCUGAUCUGGCUAUGCGUCGAAGGGGUCGUAAGCCUAACCAUCGUUCCACAGUGUUCGGUCUUAGUUGA
Aspergillus ruber CBS 135680 is the source of this 1515-nucleotide messenger RNA. Its product is annotated as yippee-domain-containing protein. Gene Ontology annotation, molecular function: ornithine decarboxylase inhibitor activity. The record is from RefSeq and is a predicted model, not a curated record. The coding region runs from base 1 to 1515 and encodes 504 amino acids. NCBI's taxonomy places the organism in Eukaryota, Fungi, Ascomycota, Eurotiomycetes, Eurotiales, Aspergillaceae. The transcript has 5 exons.